GGGUUCCAGUUGCUCUGGUGUCACUUCUCUGCUGGGGUGCUGGAGCCUGACGUAGGGAAGAGGCAGCGGCAGCUUCAGGAGGUCUCAGGUCUCAUGGCUCUGAAUCUCCUUCUUCCCCAUGAGGGAAGCCUGGAGGAGGAUGGCGGGUCCCCCAGGGACCCCUUGGCCCCAGACCAGGAAGUGGUGUCGUUCAGGGACGUGGCUGUGGACUUUACCGAGGAGGAAAGGGGGUGCCUGAGCCCUGCUCAGUGGCAGCUCUACAAGGAGGUGAUGCUGGAGAACUACAGGAACCUGGUGUCCCUGGGGCUCAUAGAGGACAAACCAGACCUGGUCUCCUGGCUGGAACAAGAGGAAGAGCCAUGGGCCUUGGACCUGCAGGGAGAGGGCCCCAGGAGCCCCUGUCCCUGGGGAGGAGACCCUUCCGCCCGGUGUCGAGGAGCCCGUGGAUGUCACAGCCCCUCUGGGCCCUCAGCCUGGGAUUCUAGACUUGAGAACCAGGAGGAGUCACUUGGAAGACAAAAAGGAAGAGGAUUGUUGUGGACAUUUGUGGACGGCCCUAGAAGGUGCGUUGUUCCCCAGGUCCCCACAUUUUGGGAGAGUCCUUACCGGGAGGUCAUGUUAUGGAAACAAAUGGGAAGCCUUGCAGGGGAGACUCCAAGGAAAGGCCUUUCCCAGGAAAAAGAUCUCAGCCAGUCGACUGUCCUGGCACCCACUGCACAGGGAGACCAUGCAUGUACUGACUUGGGAAGGAGCUUUGGUCAGAGCAUGCCCAAGCACCCAGGACUGAGGGCUCCUGAUGAACAUGGGAAUCUUCCCCAUGAUCAGCAGAACAGAAAUGAACCCUGUGAUUUGGAAGAAGGUAGACAGAAUUCUGGCAAGCGGUCACCUUGUAUUCAAAAUCAGAGAUCUCAUGGUGAAGAGAAACCUUAUAAAUGCAGGGAAUAUGGCAAGGCUUUCAGCAACCAUUCAGACAUCAUAAAUUGUGAGAGAACUCGAGAGACAGAGAAACCCUAUAAGUGUAGUCAUUGUGGAAAGGCCUUUCGGUGGAGCUCAGGUCUCACUAAACACCAGAAAACCCACUCUUGUGAGAGAGCCUGUGACUAUACAGAGUUUGGGGAGGCCUUCAACCAGAACUCAGAUGUUACUAAAAAUGACCAACUUCAGAGUGGAAAGAAGCCAUACAAGUGUAAGGAAUGUGGGACCGCCUUCACUUGGCGCUCAUACCUCAUGGAACACCAGAGAACUCACACUGGUGAGAAACCUUAUGAAUGCAAGGAAUGUGGGAAGGCUUUCAGUCAGAGCUCCAGCCUUACCAAACACCAGAGAAUUCACACUGGAGAGAAGCCAUAUACAUGUAAGGAAUGUGGAAAUGCUUUCAGGCAGAACUCACAUCUUAUUCGACACCAGAGAAUUCACACUGGAGAGAAACCUUAUGAGUGCAAGGAAUGUGGGAAGGCAUUCAGCCAGAGAUCAGACAUUAUUAAACAUGAAAGAAUUCAUAGUGGAAAUAAACCAUAUGAGUGUAAGGAAUGUGGGGCAGCCUUCAGUUGGCGCUCAUACCUCAUUGAGCAUCAAAGAACUCACACUGUUGAGAAACCUUAUGAAUGUAAGGAUUGUGGGAAGGCCUUUAGCCAGAAUUCAUCCCUUAUUCAACAUCAGAGAAUUCAUACUGGAGAAAAACCUUAUGAAUGUAAUGAAUGUGGGAAGGCCUUCAAACAGAGAUCAUCCCUUAUUCAGCAUUAUAGAAUUCAUACUGGAGAGAAACCUUUUGGAUGUAAAGAAUGUGGGGCAGUCUUCAGUGGGCACUCAGGUCUUAUUCACCAUCAGAGAAUUCACACUGGUGAGAAACCUUAUGAAUGUAAGGAAUGUGGGAAAGCCUUUAGGCAGAGCUCUGCCCUCAUACAUCAUCAGAUAACUCAUACUGGAGAGAAACCUUACAAAUGCAAAGACUGUGGGAAGGCAUUCCGCAGGAACACGGUUCUUACUGAACAUCAGAGAAUUCACACUGGAGAAAUACCUUACAAAUGUAAGGAAUGUGGCAAAGCCUUCAUCCAGAGAUCAGCUCUUAAUCAACACCAGAGACUUCAUACUGGAGAGAAACUCUAUAAAUGUAAAGAAUGUGGGAAGGCCUUCAGCUGCAAUUCAUCCCUUACUCAACACCAGAGAGUUCACACUAAAGAAAAACCUUAUCAAUGUAAGGAAUGUGGAAAGGCCUUCAACUGGAGCUCAUCCCUUACUCAACAUCAUAGAAUUCACACUGGAGAAAAACCUUAUCAAUGUAAGGAAUGUGGGAAGGCCUUUACCAACCGAGCCUCCCUUAUUAAACAUGAAAGAACUCAUAGUGGAGAGAAACCCUAUGAAUGUGAGGAAUGUGGGACAGCCUUCAUUCAGAGAUCAAACCUUACUAAACACCAGAGAAUUCACACUGGGGAAAAACCUUAUCAAUGUAAGGAAUGUGGGAAGGCCUUCACCAACCAGUCCUCCCUUAUUAAGCAUGAAAGAAUUCAUAGUGGAGAGAAACCUUAUCAAUGUAAGGAAUGUGGGAAGGCCUUCAACUGGAGCUCAUCUCUCACUGAACAUAUUAGAAUUCACACUGGAGAGGAACCUUAUAAAUGUCUAGAAUGUGGCAAAGCCUUCAGAAAGAGCUCAUUAUUUACUCAACAUCAUAGAAUUCACACUGGAGAGAAGCCGUAUACUUGUAAAGAAUGUGGCAAGGCCUUCAGGCAGAUGUCUUCCCUGACUCGGCACCAGAGAAUUCACACUGAAGAGAAGCCUUAUGAAUGUAAGGAAUGUGGGAAGGCUUUCAGUAAUAGCUCCAAUCUUACUAAACAUCAGAGAAUGCACAGUGGAGAGAAGCCUUAUAAAUGCAAAGAAUGUGGAAAGGCAUUCACCAACUGUUCAUCCCUUAAUAAUCACAAAAGAAUUCAUAGUGGAGAAAGAGUCUAUGAAUUUAAGCAAUGCGAAUCAGCCUUCAGUUGGAGCUAAGUUCUUACUCAAUGUAUAUUUUAAAAAGUAUCCUGGAGGAGUAUUCAUUAAUGUAAUGAAUAUGGGAAAGCCUUGUGUAUGAAGGGGUGAGGUCUUACUGAAUUUCAGUAAAUCCAUCCUGGACAGAAACCCCAAGAAUGCAGUGAAUGUGGAAAAUCUUUCAGGCUUUACCACUACUGAAAUCACUUUGUAGGGAAUGCCUACAAAUGUAAAGAGUGUGGGAAAGAAAUGAGUGGUUUCAAGUCAGCCUUGUUCUCUUUCAUCACUUCCAAAGAGUAAUAUAUUUGCCAAAAGUGAAGGAAAACCCCCAAAAUAUAGAGGGCAAAGAAAUCAUUACAAGGAAAAACCUUUCAGAAAAAAAAUAGCAGUCAGAUUGUAGUAUCGAGCAUACAAAAAAGAGCUCCAAAUAUAAUGAAAGAAUGAUAUUAGGUAAAAGAAAGUUAACAGACAUCUCCGAAAGAAGAGAAUAAUAGCGCAAUACUAACUAGACACUCAUGAAAAUGAGACUGCCACGAAGACCCCCAAAGUGAUUGAAAGGCUUCUAAAAAGAAUUGACAAUUUUAGAAGGAACAUUGGAGCUCAUCAAAUAGAAUUAGAAAAGAUAAACAAGAAAAUUAAUAGUUCAGAACAGAAAGUGGAAAUUCUUAAUUUCAGUGGCUGCACUAAGAGUAUCAGAGCUAUAAUCCAAACAUUCCAAUGUGCAAAAAGGAAUAUUGGAACAGGCUUGAAAAUUGGCAAAUUUGAAGAACAACUGAAGUCUUUUUGGACAAAAGCAAAGCAAUUGACCUUAAAGGUAGUGGUCUAGACAAUCUGAGAACUGUUGGCAUCCCAGAAAAAAAAACUGAUAAAAUAUAGAGCCUGAAUUCCAUAUUUUAAUAAAUCCUGCUCAAAAAGAGCCCAGAAGGAUUUGAAUGAGUAGCCUAGAAUUCAUUAAAUCUAAGAACACAGACUUCUAUGGUAAGGACUCCCAAUUUGACAAGAACUGGGAAAAUUGGAAAUGUUUGGCAGAAAUGAGCUUUAGAUAUGCAACUCACGCCAAAAUAAACUACAAAUGGAUAUGAACCUUGAAUACAAAUAGUCACACCAUUAAAAAUAAAGGGGGAAAGAAGGAAUUAUCUAUUUUUUUACAGCUAUAGUGAAGUAAAGAAUUCUUGACCAAACCAUAGAUUGAAGUGAUCACUUAAGUCAAAAGAGACAAUUAAGUUACACAAAACAAAAAAGGUUUUGCACAAACAGAAGUGAUGCCACAAGAAUAGGAAGAGAAACUACACUGGGAGGGAAAAUCUGUGUCAAAUAUCACUGAUAAAAGUCUGAUAAACGAAGAUGUCUAGGGAAUUAACAGAACUGUAUAACACUAAAAUAACCACGUGGUCAGAGGAUAUACAUCGUUUUCAAAAUAAAAGAAUUGAAACCAUAAUGGCCUGAUGAAAACAUACUCUUGAUUUACUCAUCACAAAAGAAAUACAAACUCAAAAAAACAUUUAAAAGGUUUCACUUCAAGCCCUACGAGUUGGUAAAGGUGACCAAAAAAGGAGAACAGUCACCAUUGAAGGAGUGGAGGGAAUAUAGGCAUAUGAAUGAACUUUGGGUAAAGAUAUGAAUUGCCCCAACCAUUCUGGAUAACAGUUUAAUAUUAUACAUGAAACGUGACUAAAUGGUUCAUACCAUUUAGAACCCCCCAUGAAUGUCAAUCAGAAAUAGAUUCAGUAUAUACCAAAAUAUUCAUGGCAGCUGUGUAUGUGCAUGUGUGCACAUGCAUGUGAAUGUGUAUGUGUGUGCAUGUGUGUGCACGUGUGUGUGUGUGGUAGCGAAGAACUGGAGACAAAGUAGGUGCCUACAUUUUGGGAAAGGCAGGACAACUGACAUGUGAAUGUAAGGAGUAUCAUUUUGUUGCAAGAAGUAAUGAAUAUGAGGAAUUCUGAGAAACAUGGGGCAUUUGUAGGAACUAACAGUGACAUCAGCAGUACCCGAACAAAUAAACAGUAGCUAUCACAGUGGAACUUCAAAGAACGUCCAAAGGAAAGCGAAUGAAGAAGGGCUCUAGGGGUCCUGGACUGCUUGGGCAGAAUGUUACUUUGUGGGUUGAGGUCACUGUGUGGAUUGUAUUUGCCGAAUUGUCUUUCUUUGAUACAAGAGAAGAUACAGUUUAGGGACACAGAAGAGAUGGUAUAAUGGGAGAUAACUAUGUUGUAAAAAGAAAAGGCAUAAAUAAAACUUUAAAAAAAAUGAGAAUGAUUUGAAAACAUUUUAUAGAGCAGUUAUCUCUGAUAAAGGACCAAUAUCCAGGGUAUGUAGGAUAUUGAUACAACUACAGAAUACCGAGAACCAGGGGCAGCUAGGUGGUGCAGCAAAUAGAGCACCAGCCCUGGAGUCAGGAG
Phascolarctos cinereus (koala) is the source of this 5363-nucleotide messenger RNA. RefSeq lists its product as uncharacterized. The record is from RefSeq and is a predicted model, not a curated record. Gene Ontology annotation, biological process: regulation of DNA-templated transcription. Lineage: Eukaryota; Metazoa; Chordata; Mammalia; Diprotodontia; Phascolarctidae. Gene Ontology annotation, molecular function: DNA-binding transcription factor activity, RNA polymerase II-specific; RNA polymerase II cis-regulatory region sequence-specific DNA binding.